This is a messenger RNA of Sinocyclocheilus rhinocerous, 1923 nucleotides long. RefSeq names its product apolipoprotein A-IV-like. The coding region runs from base 263 to 1021 and encodes 252 amino acids. Gene Ontology annotation, biological process: cholesterol efflux; cholesterol metabolic process; acylglycerol homeostasis. The transcript is spliced from 4 exons. The record is from RefSeq and is a predicted model, not a curated record. Gene Ontology annotation, cellular component: high-density lipoprotein particle; extracellular vesicle; low-density lipoprotein particle. Gene Ontology annotation, molecular function: cholesterol transfer activity; phosphatidylcholine-sterol O-acyltransferase activator activity; phospholipid binding. Lineage: Eukaryota; Metazoa; Chordata; Actinopteri; Cypriniformes; Cyprinidae.
AAGUUUUAUAGGACAUUAAUUUUAGACUUACUUGUUAUACAGUACUUAUAUCUGACUCUGUAGGAAUAAUUGUGAGUCACAGAUCUGAGUUCAGUUCAGUUGGGUUGAUUUCAUGAUGUGGAAUAUGUGACAUGGCAGCAGGGCACUGCCUUCUGGACUUUACUGCCUUUAUCAGAGCUCGGCAACCCAUUUAAAUACAGUGCUGAUACCUUCUCAACACUUACACACAGAAGAGGACAAGAGAAAGAGUCUGCGCAUAAUCAUGAAGGUCCUGGUAGUGUUUGUCAUUGCAGUUUUCACUGGUUGUCAUGCCAGUAUGUUGUGGCAGGACCAGUCAGCGCCCAGUAUGGAUCUGGUGAAAAACGCAUUCUGGAAUUACGUGUCUCAGGCAACCCUCACAGCUGAGGACACCCUGCAGAUGAUCCGAAACUCAGAACUGGGUCAAGAAAUCAAUGACAGGAUCUCUCAAAGUGCAGAUGCCAUCAACAAAUACACCCUGGCCAUUCAAAGUCAAGUAACUCCUCUGACUCAAGACCUGAUGGCCAAACUUUCCCAAGAGGUAGAUCAGCUGAAACUGCGCCUGGAACAGGAAAUGACAUCUGUGCAGUCCCAUCUCAAGCCUUACGUUGAGGAAAUCAGAGGUGAUAUUGAGGAGCAGGUUGAGCGGCUGAAGAAGGAUGCGGCCCCAUAUGCAGAGGCCCUGAACUCUGAGGCCCUGAGAUCUACUCUGGUCCAAGGGGCCGAGGAGCUGAAGGCCAAGCUGGAGAGAAGUUUGAUGGAGAUGGGUCCUCAAACCGAGGAGCUGAAGCAGAAACUGGACCAGCACUUUUUGGAGUUUCAGAUGAGCAUGUCACCAUUGGCCCAAACCUUUCAGAGUCAGCUGGCCCAGAGAAGUCAGGAGCUUCAGAAGAAUCUGGCUCCCUAUUCAGAGGAGCUCAGCAAACUGGAUCCAUACGCCCAGGACCUGAAGACCCAGUUAACAGCUCUCUGGGAGUCCUUUGCCAAGAACAAGCAGUCUUGAGAGACUUUUGGGAAAUGCAAAAGGACACUUCUGUUACCACUGAGGGUUUCACAUAGUAUAUUUCUUUGUUGCUCAUGUAUGUUUUUCAAAAAAAAAAGUAAUAAAAUAGCACAAACACUAAUUUAUAAUGCUGUGGUCACUCCAAUUGUGUGAGGGUUUAAAAAAAAAACAAAACACAAACACUAUGUCUAAUAUACUACACUAUGUAUAUUUGUAAUGCUGUGGUCCAUAUGCAAGAUUUUAAUUGCAGAAAUGUGUGCGAGGCUUCUGAACUUUUAUUUAAUUCUGGCAACCCAAAUAUGAUUAUUUAAAGCUGGAAUAAACAUUAGACAUCAUACACUUGACUUUCCAACUACUUUUUCCAAGUCAUUCUGAGCACAACAAAAGCACACAGAAACAUGAGCCUUUUUGCUAGGACAUGACAAAUAAAAACAAGUGAGUCUGUGGCCAUCACACACUAUACGAAUUUCUGUGAACUCUGUCGACUGCCCAAAAUCUGCAGACUGGCUCUGACUUUCAGCAAUUAGCAUCUACUUGUCCAGACUGCAAAUAUCUGUAUAAAAAUCAUGUAUGUAUUCCAGUCUUUAGAGCCACAAAGGUAGCGGACUAGGAGUGAUACUUGGAUAAGCACCCAAGUUGUCCAUAUGCAAAAAAAAAAGUGAAUUGCUUUAUCUUUAUUUGUUAGUCAGACAAAAGAACAAGGGUUCAAAUCCUGUUCAUUUUGACAACACUCUGUCACCAAGCACCCAGCUAUUUUACCUCACACUUCAAUUUUAAGGUCAUGUGGCCUUUGAACCCUAUGAGGAAUGUUUUACCUACUUUUUUGUAACAUUUCAAAUAGCCAGGAUAAAAGUGUGUCGGCCCACAAUAUAUAGGGCUUGACAUUAUCAGUUAUUGAUUGU